GCGAGCUGCCGUUACAAUCCGAAGAAGAAGAGAAGGAGGACUGUCAUGGCUGCCGCUGGGCUGAAGAUGUGUCUGCUGCUGCACCUGCUCGUGUUCAGCUGGUAUAUAUUCACUAUCUGGAGUAACUGCACCCUGCAGACCUCAGACAGACACCCCGGUCUGCGUUCAUACGGAGGCCGCUGGAAGUAUCUGACCUUCAUUAAUCUGGUGCUGCAGGCGGUGUUUUUUGGAUGGUGUGUGUUGGUGGACGUGACGCACAUGCUGGUGCCGGUGAAACACACUCGCAGCGGCACUCCUCUGAGGCUCAGUAAAAUCAGAGACUUCUACUUCACUGCGCUGGCCUUCCCGGUCGGCACUUUUGUGUUUGCUUCCUUCUGGAGUCUCUACACGUACGACCGGGAGCUGGUGUAUCCCAAAGUGUUAGAUGAGAUCAUUCCCACCUGGCUGAACCAUGCAAUGCACACGGUGAUCAUGCCUUUGCUGCUGCUCCAGAUGUUCCUGCAGAAUCACACGUAUCCCAGUCGCGCUAAUGGGAUUGGUGUGCUGGCUCUGUUUUCCGCUCUGUAUUUGUCUUGGGUGUUGUGGGUGCACCAUGCCUCAGGGAUCUGGGUGUACCCCAUCAUGGCUCACUUGAGUCCCAUGGGCCUUUGUGUGUUCCUGGGCGGCGCGUCCCUCUCCAUGGCUCCUCUUUACCUCUUAGGAGAGAAGCUCAGCCGCACGAUGUGGAGCUCCACAGGUAAUCCAAUGAAGAAAAAGAAGUAAAUGUCAACUGGAAAACACAUUAAUCAUGUGGAUCUCAAUACCAGCCAAACAAAGGGAACAAUGACGAGCUGAUGUGUUUUCUACAAGAGGGGCUUGAUUCGCCCUCACAAACAAACAGAACAACACUAUGACACAUCAAUACACCUACUGUACACAAGGUGUGUGUGUACACUUAUAGGUUUAUUCAUUUUUUGUGAUAAUGAAAAUCAGUUGCACUUACAAAUUGAAAUGCUGUAUUUUAUUUUUAAAUAAAAUUCUUUAUUUUAUCAUUUUUAUGCCUGUAUAAUAUCCCAGAAUGCUGUUGUUCAGUGGUUAAGGGACAGCUAGGACCAAGCACUUUUCCCUUCUCAGAUUCAUAAUUGUUUUUUUAUGGACAAAAAAGCUUGAGCUGGUGACCAAUUAAUAUAAAAUAGUUUUUCUGUGUGGUUUGUCAAAUUGUGCUGUUGCAUCCAACGCAAGCAUUAGUAGGUGUUUGGAUAUCGAUGAGGCUAGUCUGAGGGCUCGAAUGACCCCUGAUCCUGGGUGAACUCGGGUAAUCUCACUAGCGAAGCCCUUAAUGUGAUUUCCUGGCUUGAAGGAGAGUUUGAUGAUGGACUUUAUUGGAAACAAGUAAACCGAAGUAAUCUGGCACAUUUCUUCCACAUCCAGAAAACUGGCCCUGUAGUAAUGCUUCUGAUAACUUUUAGGCCUAUCAAUCGGAAAAUGUUUUUUUAAUGUUUUUUUUGUUUUGUCGACAUGUAAAUGUGUUCAAUCUUAACUUGUUUACAUUAAUCAAAAACACCUAUUUAGGUGAACUGAGUUGACGAAUGCGUCUGGUCUGGUGUUUACAUGAUCACUGAGACCACAGCAAACAUGAUUCCUGCAGUGAUAUGGUGGGUUUUGGCAUUUGUGUUAAAUGUGUGAUGAUGCACUGACUCUGAAGAGGACUGGUGUACACGAUCUAUGAUUAUUCAUGUCAUCUGUGUCCUUCGUUCAAAAAACAAUAAUAAAUCAGAGCUAUACUUUUAUUCA
Messenger RNA from Pimephales promelas (fathead minnow), 1773 nucleotides. NCBI's taxonomy places the organism in Eukaryota, Metazoa, Chordata, Actinopteri, Cypriniformes, Leuciscidae. The record is from RefSeq and is a predicted model, not a curated record.